AGCCAGGCAUCAGUUACUUGUGUGAACGUCUAACGUAAACAUUUCGUAAAAGAUUUUCUGUUUUUGAAAAACUCGCCAAAAUUUAUCCCACCGUAGAACAAAUUUUAGACAUGGUUCUCAAGACACAAUCGGCCAACAACAAGGAUGAGACGUUGGAGUCAGGAGAAUCGGCAGCCAAUCAUCUGGUUGUGAACACCACCGAUUUUAAGGAUCAUGAUUUCGAUGAUUUCGUAACACUCUCCGAGGCAAUUGAACGCAAUAAUCGCCAGCGUAGAUCCCAGCGACGGCCACGUCAUCACACCAUGGUGGCCACCAUGACCCGGGAGGAGCUAUUCGAGUGCACCAAUGUCGAUGAUGAUCAAUUCCUGAAUGCCCUGGAACAUCAAAAUGAGCUCGAUGCGAGCAUGAAUAAAACUGUCCUGCUGCGAAGCAUUGAUAACCUAAUGAAGUAUUUCGAUGAGGAUGUCCAGGUGCCGGACAGUUCGGGUAAAAGUACCCCCGUGAAAUUGCGGGCCAAAGGUAAGGUGGCCUCGGCAGUGGCCUCGUUUCGCAGCAAGGCUCAAAAGACCCCCUCCCCCAUGGCCAAGAGGAAAAGUAAGCCCACAGCUGAGGUUGCCCUCUCCCACAACUCCAGCAGUGUGGUGGGAGAGUUAAAGAAACGCUAUGAGCAGAGUCCAAAGCCGGAGGACAAGGAGAACUUUUCACCCAACAAAACAUUGACUUUGAGUCCGAAAAUGUUAAAACGUUCCAGGGUCAAACAAAUGGCGGCUUUGAUGUUGUCUCCUGAAGCUGGAGCAAAACCCAGCCAAUCUCCCCUGAAAUCGGCCACCAUGAGCCCCAAAAUGUUGCGAAAAUCCAAGGUCAAACAAAUGGCUUUGUUGUUUAACAACAAAAUGAAUUCGAUUAUGCGCAAGUGCCCCACUCCGAAUCAGGAGGAGGUCAAACCCAAGGAUGAGUUGGAAGAGGAACCCCAAACACCCACUGAACCCAUAUCGCCAGGCCUCUCCUCAAUUGCCUCGCCAAAUUUCACCUCAACCUUGGUGAAACCCAAGUCGCCGAAACUGAAACCCAAAAUGCCCACCUUCAUUGCCAAGCUACCCAGCCCUAGGGCCAGUCCAUUGUUCAAGAGACGCCAGCUAAACAAGACCGCCAGCAUUUCUUCCCUAUCCCUCGCGGCAAGUCCCUCCAAGAAGAAGCCUUUGGAAAGGCAGCCCAGCACCACCUGCCUGGUGGCUGAGAGUGUUUUCCAACAGCUCUCCGUCAAGGAUAAGGCCUUGCUCUACAACAAAUUCAUCGAAGAUAUGUCGAGGAAAAAUCCGAAAUUCUCCAAACAUGGCCAGGUUUUGGAGAACAAUGUCAAAAAGGAAAUAUCCCGCGGCGAAGUGGUGUGUGAGAGGCAGGGAACGGUUAAGCAUUUGCGGGCCUCCCUUGAAGCUAAAAUUACACCCACCAAGUCCUCCACACCCAAUGCCCUGACCAAGACCCUGCAAAGAUUCAAGAAAUCUCCCGGCCUGGAUUCAACACCCCCCAAGGCCAAGGCCAGGAAAUUUGAAGAUCUCAAUGGACCUCAAACACCCGGCCACAAUAACACCACCACCACAUUUAGCCAAGAGGACGAUGACACCGAAGAUCCGCUACAUGUCAGCACCCUUACCGUCAUCCUCAAACCCAGUCCGGAGGCAAAAAAGUACGCCACCAAACCCCGAACGGCGCGAAAGAAACGCGAUGUCCGUUUCCUCUCCGAUUUGGGCGUCAUUGGACCGCAAACGACUUUUAAAAGAACCCAGGAAAUGAUACGUUCCUCCGUCCUUGUGGAACCCUUUGCACCGCCCAAGAAAAUCCGCCGCACCCAACACGAACGUCUGGCACCGAAAAUGUUUUUUCAGAAUCAACAUUUGGAAAAGCUUUUCUAUAACUGGCUAAAGGAGAAGAACGGGGUGGUCUUCGACAUUACACCGGUGCACAAUAAACGGGAUGUCAUUGAAAUUGUGCCCAAGAACUCGAGGGAUAAUGUCAUACCCAAGGAUAAGGUGGAUCAGCUGCUGGAGCAGGCCAUUAAUAAAUUGGAGGCACAGGAGACUCGAGAGGAGAGCACAAAGGAGCAGAGUGCCAUAGAGAUUAUCAAGGAGACGCUGGAGGAGAAGAGCUCCAUUGAUGUCUCGGUGAUAGAGGUGGAGUUACCCAUUGAGGAGCCGGAGCAGGACGGCCAAAAAGAAAAGGAGGACAAAACAGAAACCAAAAAAGAAAAUCUCCCUCACGAAGACCUUUCCCAAUCCCAAGAAUCCCUGGACAGUGAUUUGGGUGUGGCUAGUAUAACCAAGACCUCUAGCGAAGAUUCGAACACUGAAAAGGAUUCACUCGACACACCGGUGGCCAGGGCGGAAACCCAAAAACCCCUGCGCAAGAAAAAAUUAAGGCGUUCUCUGACCUGGAAAAAGGACUACUCCCUGGUUGAUGUAAACCCCAUUGCUUCCACGGACUCAGAUUCCGAUUGUCGUUCCCUCAGCAAUAAAUCCCUGACGGGUACCCUCUCCAAGUCGAAAAAAUGCUCGGCCUAUGUCAAAAAGUUACUCUUCAAGACCAUUAAUUCCUCGCUCAGCUCCGAGCAGGCCAGCCAGGCCAGUGUGGGAGCGGGCCAAGAACUUAGUGUCCUCGAACUGGAUCGUUCACUGAUGCGUCAAAUCAAUUCACCCUCGAAAAUCAAGGAUGCCUAUACCCUGACCGUGAUGUCCUCCCCCUCACCGCCCACCGAAAGUGAGUACGGUGACUCCGAUUUGCCACGCUCACCAUGCAAAGAUAUCUCCCGUUCGUGGCCCUCACUUUUGGAGGCAGGUUGCGAGGAGGCCGACAACUUCGGUCGCCAGCAAUUGAAACACAAAUCGGUGUCCACCGAAUUUACGGAUUUGGAGAAAAAUAAAUUGGAAUUGGAACAGGAUCGUCUGAUGAUGGAUAGUUUUAUAGAUCAGGGUUUCGAGACGGGUUCCAAUGAGAUGGAAUCACCCAUACGUUUGCCCCGCAAGUCCAUGUCCAGUGGGGAGUUGGAAAAACCCGAAGAGAAUCCCAAGAAUUUCUCCACACCCAACAAAGAGAAUCCAAUUCAGCGGAUGUUUACCGCCAGCCAACAGGGCCAGGCCAACCAGAAGCACAUGAUCAGCCCCAUUCCCCUGAACAGUCCUCAUCAUCUGAAACACCACACCAUGCAGGUGAUAAAAGAAGACUGCUCUCUGGAGGAUUCCCAGGAGCUGGAGUACAGCAAUAGCUCGGAAUCCUAUCACAUGGCGGGUAGCUAUUUUAAUGGAGAGGUUAGCUAUGCGGGACAGCGUAGCUACUCCUCAUCGACCUCCCACCCCUCUCUGGGUGUUAGCCACAAGGUGGAGAGCUCCCAGUUCUGGAUCUCCUUUGGCGAUUUCACCACCGCCAUGAAUAUCCACUUCUAUGAGAGUGAGCGCCUGAUGUUGCUCAGCAACAUUUUCUCUCAGAAAUGUGCCGAGAAUCGGGACAUGUCCUUUGGCAUUGAUUCGCAGAAAUUCUCCGCCGAGUGUCCUCUCAGCCAAGAGGAUAUUCUCAAAAAGAUACCACAAAUGGAAAACUGUUCGCAAUACUGGUUCUCCACGGGAGAUGUCCUUCUCCCCUUUGCCGGGAAACCCAUGACCCCUGCCAAGAUUCAAGCCUUCUUUAGCUACAUACGAGAAUUCAUGGUGGACAAUCAAGGCCAGCUGCGAUUCGGCAUUGAUUCCUAUGAAUUUUCCAAUUUUCCCAACCUCACACCCACCAGCACCAAUGCCACCUAUAGCUGGCCCAGUGUCUCCUCCCCCCUCAAGACCAGUGAUUUGGAUCAAUCCGAUUUUGAGUCGGUAGAACUUGAGCAAAGCAUUAGCUUUUCGGCGCUGGGCAAUCAAUCCGACACGGGGUCCAUUAAAAGUGAAGAGUCACCCGAUGCCUUGGAACAGCUAUUCGAGGAUGCCCGAAAUUUGAAUUUAAGUAAAACUCAAACCGACAAAUUGGCCAUGGCCUCAGAGCUAACCGUGCCCGAGAUGCUCAAGACCCUGCAUAAUCAGCAAGAGAAACUUAAGUCCCUCGAAGAACGCAUGCUCCAUUGUGGCCCCCUCAACUCCAGUACCACCAGCAGUGGCAAAAAUCUCGAACAAUUUCGUGAAUCUCCGGAAUACAUGCGGAAACUAAGAAGCAUCAUUGCAGCCAUUGACAACAUUGGCCGAGGCAACAACGGAUUCAAUGCCUGCUCCAUUGAGCAACUGGAAAGUUUCAUGUUUUUCUUGAGUCGCUAUGCCGAUCUCUGUCUGGCCAAUUGCACGGCCCACAUUGAAAAGAUCUUGGAUGUGGUCAUGCAUCAGCGUUCAUUUCAGGCCUAAAAAUUUCUCUUCGAAAAAAAAAUUGCAGAAUUUCAACUGUACCAACCCCCCUCAACCCUCCCCCGAAACAACAUUCCUUCCAAAACAUUUUAAAAAUGACUCGACUACGGCCUUCCAAAAAGGCUAAGGUUUUUUUUUUUGCAUAGCUUCGUUUUUAAGGUAUUAAUUUUAAGCGUAUUUUUAGAUAGAUAUGUAAGCCUACAAAAAAGAUCUUCUAAAGAUCAUCCGGACCAUGUUAGUGUAUAAGUUGAAAUUUGAAAAAAAAAAUAAAGAAGAAGAAAAUUUGCCGACUUCGGAAAAA
Messenger RNA from Musca domestica (house fly), 4671 nucleotides. RefSeq lists its product as uncharacterized. NCBI's taxonomy places the organism in Eukaryota, Metazoa, Arthropoda, Insecta, Diptera, Muscidae. The coding region runs from base 111 to 4370 and encodes 1419 amino acids. The record is from RefSeq and is a predicted model, not a curated record. The transcript has 2 exons.